GGGAUGAGGGAAAAAGAGUGAGAGGAAGAGUGGGAGAGGGGGAGAGAGAGGAAGGGAGCAUGGUUGCUAUCAUUUCUCUUCUCAGACCUUUGUUGAAAGUCUUGGGAUCGAAGGCAGGGAUCUUAAUCAUAGCGUAGAGGAAGUAUAAUCAUCUUCCUGUAAUUGCAGUGAAUGCAAUAACAUAAAGAGAGGGAAAGAGAGAGAGAGUUUUUUAAGCAAAAUCUUAUAUAUAUUGAGAAGGAGCUGCAAAAAAGCUUGCCAGAAAGGAAAAAUAAAUAAUUAAAGUCACAGAGAGAGAGAGAGAGGGAGGUAUGGAGAAGGAUUAUUCAAGCACUCUUUCUUUCUUUUCAAGUCUACUUUAAGAUGGAAACUUGAAAGAGUAAAGAGGAAACUGAGAAAAGUUGCUAGCUAAAAGCAAGAAGGUAUGUGGGUGUCACCUGAACUGUUUCUUUGAUUAGAGUGAGAGAGAUUCCUGGAGCAAGCUGGUUAGUAAAUUUUAAUUACUCAAUCUUGGGAUUUUCAAGCCUUUUUAAAAAAAAAUUAUCAUUAUGGAGUCUGAAAAUGUCCAUCACCAACACCAGCUCCAAGACCAGCUUGUUGGGUCUUCUUCUUUACCUAUCCCAUCCUGUUAUGGAGUUGCAAGCACCCAUUCUUGGACCCCAACCCCAAGUUUCGCUUUGAGCAGCAGUGAGUUCAAUCCAAAUCAUAAUGGAGAUAUCUUAAACUCAAGGCAGAAAAAUGACAUUUUAGCAUCUCCUCAAAACAGUUCCAUGAUCCAAGACUGGACUGACAAUGGAGGGAGCUUCACCACCAGCCAGUCUUGCUAUGACCUACACCUUGCUAAAAUUAAGGAAGAGCUCUCAGAAUCUCUCACGAGAUUCACUGACAUGCUAAGCAACACCUCAAGCGUCGGAGAGUCUCAUCAGCUGCCUCCUUCACCAAACUACUUAAAGAAUGAGCAAAAGGAUCUGCAUGAUCUCAGCGAGAAACUAUUGCUCAAGACAAUAUCUUCUGGUUUUCCAAUGUUUUCAGCUGGAGAAUUUUACUCAGCCACGCAGAAUUGUUCCAUCCCUGGAGGCACUGCUUUACCAAGUAGAAGGAAUUUCAGCCAGAUAUAUCCUAGUAUCAAUAUCUCAAACUUGAACCAAGCGUCCCCAGCAAAUAUCCCCAGCUCCUUUGACAUGAAUUUGGAGGCCUUGGAUCUCUUGAGCUCCGCAAGAUACUGCAGGAGCAGUAGUUUAAGCCAUCCUUCACAUGAUCAUAAUCUUGGUAUAUACAAAGAGAGCCCUCCUUUUGGUCUUCAUCACCAUAUGCAGCAGUCAAAUCAGAGGGCAGCUUAUAGCCCUAGUAAAUUAUCACCCUUCACCAGUGAAUUAUCAGAGGCAAAGAGACCCAGCACUUUGCCAGAACCAAAGGCAACAGCAGCCGCAACCAAGAAAUCUCGUUUGGAGUCACGCGCUUCCUGCCCUCCCUUUAAGGUCAGGAAAGAGAAAUUGGGUGAUAGAAUUGCAGCUCUCCAACAAUUGGUUGCUCCUUUCGGCAAGACAGAUACAGCGUCCGUACUAAUGGAGGCUAUUGGGUAUAUCAAAUUCCUUCAAAACCAAGUCGAGACAUUAAGCGUUCCAUAUAUGAAGUCAUCUCGCAACAAUGCAUCCAGAUCCAAUCAAGGGGGUUCGACGAUGGAGGACGGAAACGAAGAACCAAAGCGAGAUCUCAGAAGCCGAGGUCUAUGCCUAGUGCCCUUGUCGUGCAUGUCUUACGUGACCAACGACAGCGGUGGCGGCAUUUGGCCUCCGCCGCCGCCCAACUUUAGCGGAGGAACUUAACACAACUAGUUAUAGCUCAGCUAGUUAAUUUCCAACAAUGAUUAAAAAAAAGAAUUACUGAUUAUUUUCUAAGCCCAUAUGUUUGGGUGGGGAGAAUAAAUUCUAGCUUUGGUUUCAAUGGAACAAAUUUGGUCAUCUUGUUCAAACAAAGAUUCCAGGAUGGACCAAGUUUGAUCCAUUAACUACAAUUCUUGUACCUUUAAACCUUUUUUUUUUUUCCUAAUUUAUAUAAGUGCUUUUAAAAGAGCUUCUUCA
Theobroma cacao (cacao) is the source of this 2081-nucleotide messenger RNA. Its product is annotated as basic helix-loop-helix (bHLH) DNA-binding superfamily protein. The record is from RefSeq and is a predicted model, not a curated record. Gene Ontology annotation, molecular function: RNA polymerase II cis-regulatory region sequence-specific DNA binding; DNA-binding transcription factor activity, RNA polymerase II-specific; protein dimerization activity. NCBI's taxonomy places the organism in Eukaryota, Viridiplantae, Streptophyta, Magnoliopsida, Malvales, Malvaceae. Gene Ontology annotation, biological process: regulation of transcription by RNA polymerase II. Gene Ontology annotation, cellular component: nucleus.